CUACGCAAUGUAUGAGUUUAAGAACCACGCUCAACUACGCAAAAUACGUAAUUGAACAGCGGCGUUCGCUUCAUUGAAAACACUGCAGGAAGAUACAGGGCGGUAACGACGACGUUAUUUUUGUUAUCGGGACCAACACUAAGCAGCGUCCUUAUGAGAUAAGUGCAUCUUAGCAACAGUAUUUUAAAACAACAAAAAGGUGUGUCACUCUACCAUUAAAAAGGGCAAUAAUCCAAGUGAAGUGAAAUGGCUGUACGGAGAGUCACGCAGGAAACAUUCGAUGCUGCGGUUAAGGAAAACAUCGACGAGUUCGAGAUGGAGCCCGACGAGGCUUUGAGGGAAGCUGUGGAGCAAUUUCAGUCCCAAGGUGUGGAUCUGAAUUGUAUUGUAAAAGCUGUACCUGCUGUGCCAUCCAAUGAUAACCAACACAAGGAAACCCAUGAGGUCUUACAGGCUUUAGAGUCCCUCCGUAUCGCAAAAGACUCUACUGACGUUACAAAAACGGCAGCAGAUCUAAAGUGGUUCACGGAGCAAUGUCUACUUGGGUUUGCUCAAAGGUACCUGGCGGCCCAAAAAGAUGCAUACCCUAUCAUCCUCUCCUACUGUAAAAAGAGUGUGGGAGAGAAGGAAGCGGCGCUGGGCGCUCUGUGCGCCCUGGCCGCGCUGACCGACGGUCAGCCGGACUUGUUUGACACCGACGGACUAUGUUUCCUUUUGGACGCUCUCAAGAAGCACAGGACCGAUGGAGCUGUGACACGAGCCGCCAUCUGCGCUGUGCGUCACUGCUGUUUGAAACAUGAGCAGAACAGACAGAAUUUGGUCAAAGCGGGCAUCCUGCCGCUGCUGACCGGUGCUGUCAAACAGCACAGCGGCUGUGCCGAGGUGGUCAAGGAGGCAUCUGCGGCUCUCAGGGUCAUGACCUUCGACGACGACGUCCGGGUUACAUUUGGGCAUGCUCAUGAGCACGCCAAGAGUAUUGUUCUCGAGCACAACGGGUUGAAGGUCCUAAUAGAGUCAGCCAAAGCUCAUAACGACAAUGUGUCUGUCUUGGGUGAGCUGUGUGCCACUUUGUCCCGUCUGGCCGUCAGGAACGAGUUCUGCCAGGACAUCUGUGACCUGGGGGGGCUUAAACUUAUGAUGACGAUGCUUGCAGACAGCUUCGAGUCACCGGAGUUGAUUCGGCAGGUCCUGAGCGGAAUAAGAGCAGUCGCUGGAAACGAUGACGUGAAAGAUGCCGUUGUUAAAGCGGGUGGAGUCCAGCUCGUCGUCGUCGUCAUGAACAAACACCAAACGAACGCUGCUGUGUGUGAGCAGGGCUGCGCGUGCCUUUCUGUCCUUGCUUUACGUAAACCCAACAACUGCGAGGUCAUCAUGGAGGAAGGAGGCGCCUUAGCUGCUGUGCAGGCUAUGAAGACUCACAGUUGUGCUGUUAAUGUGCAGAAACAGGCAUGCAUGCUGUUGAGGAACCUGGUUUCGCGGCAGCCCAACUACAGCCAACCUAUUUUGGACAUGGGAGUGGAGCCCCUCAUAGCGCAGGCACUACGGACCCAUCAAGACUGCGGAGACAUUGCUAAAGCUGCUCUCAGGGAUCUCGGCUGCAAGGUGGAGCUGCGAGAGCUGUGGACUGGCAAACAUGGCGGCAUCACCAACUGAAAAGAGUGGUGCAGGAGUACUUAUUGUAAAAUGUAUUGUAUUCAAUCAAACAAAACCCAAUCUGAGAUCAAGUGGUUUUGCAGGUAAGACUAAUGAGAACAGUUACAGUACAAUGGCUUUUCAGUUAAACCUAUUGUUUUAUGUUUUUUAAAAGUUUUAAUCCUUAGAAUGGUAAAAAAAAUCCCAAUACCAAAGGUCAUGCUAACUAUGUAAUAUGAUCAAAUUGUGACCAAGCAAUUGUAUGAUCUACUUCAGGGGUGUCAAAAUCUACUCCCAAGUGGGCCGGACUGGUAAAAUCACGGCAAGAUAACUUAAAAAAAAAAACAACUCCAGAUUUAUUUCUUUGUUUAAAAAUAGAACAAGCACAUUCUGAAAUUGUACAAUUAAUAAUGUUGUUGUUGGUUUUUUUUUUACACUUACAUGUUGCGGUUAAUAGUAAUGAAUCUAUAUUUGUCGUUAUUUCUAUUUUCUGAGUAAAUGAUGUGAUAAUGUUCAUCAGUCAACUAAUUGGUGUUAAUUUUCAAACUAUCAAGAUAAAAAAAUUAUAUAAAAAUCAAAUUACAGGAUGUUAUUUAUAUAGUUUGAUCGUUUUCCUUGACUAAUGUACUAACAUCAUGUGGUUUAUUUUGUACAUACCUAGCAUCACAUACAAAGAAUUGCUAUUGCGACAUCCAGUGGACACACUUAGAACAACUGUGUCUUUCAUUCAAAAAUUUCAGGUUAAUUAUUAUACUUGGCAAACUCAUCCCACGGGCCAGACAAAAUCUGUUUGCGGGCCUGAUCCGGCCCUCGGGCCUUACGUUUGACACCCCUGAUCAACUUAAUAAAACUCUACUCAUGUGCAUUCGAGGCUACAAAACAUCAUCUAUACACUAUACUUUCUUCCUUGCCUGACUCAGUGUUUUUUUUCCAAUAUUUGACUAAAGUCUAAAAAAGUUAUUAAUGCACAAUCAUUCUGCACUCUGCAAAGUGCAUUGUUUUUUUAACACACUUGUCUAGUUUGUUACAACAUUCCCCUGUAAACAUAAUGUUGCAUGGUUCAUUUCUGGAUGGAUUUUUCUUUAAAAAGUCAUGCACUGGGCUGCUAAAAAGUUGGAGCGUGUGAUUAAACUGAAAUGGUAAGCUAAAAUAAAUGAAUCUAUGAUAUGAAA
Messenger RNA from Nerophis ophidion (straightnose pipefish), 2804 nucleotides. RefSeq names its product armadillo repeat containing 6 (gene armc6). Bases 247 to 1653 code for a protein of 468 amino acids. Gene Ontology annotation, biological process: hematopoietic progenitor cell differentiation. Lineage: Eukaryota; Metazoa; Chordata; Actinopteri; Syngnathiformes; Syngnathidae. The transcript has 7 exons. Gene Ontology annotation, molecular function: protein binding. The record is from RefSeq and is a predicted model, not a curated record.